AUGUCGACUGCAUCGGCUAUUGCAGCGUCCUCUGGCCCACGUUUGAAAGCGCGUGUAAACCCGGCAGAGAUUGUAAACGUCUCGGCCACCUCGUCUUCUGAAGCGCCCACUCCACGGCUCCGCAAGGUUCCUUCGUACGGCGCAAUGUCCGACUCGGGAGGCGGUGGUACCCGUUCCCGUUCCCCGCUACCCAGCAGCAGCCGUAGCGUGAUGGGUUUCCCAUCGUCGGCACCGGCCUUGAAGCCACGGCCACCGGUGGCAAAGGCACCGUCAACACGCACCGCAGGCACCUCCACCAUCGGAGUCGAACGGGUCACCAGGGUCCGCUCGCCGAACAGUGUCCUCGGCGUCGGCUCGUCGUCGGUUUCCACUCCCAACCGGUCACCUCCAAAUCGUUCACCGAGGCCCCGGUCCCCCUCCGGCAGCACCGUUGGCGGCAGCGGCAGCGGCCUGAGAGGCUCGCGCACACCUGGUGGUAGCUCAAACAGCAGUAUGGGUUCCAGGUUCAAAGCGGCCCUGAUUGCGCACGAGGAGUCCCCGGCCCCUGCUCCACGAGUGCAUGUCCGAGCAGCGUCGAUUGCAACUGGUGGCCCACGAUCAACAUCGGGCAUUGACCAUAGCGACAACAACAACAACAACAGCAACAACAACAACAACAGCGGCAGCAGCACCCCUCAUACACCUGCACCUCGGGCCAUCCCCGCCAGCAGCGGCUCGCGGAUAGGAGUAAACACCACAAACCUUGCACCUAAAUCAGCUCUUCCCCAGUUUGCAUCAUCUUCCCUGCUAUCACCCUCCACCCUCGUCCCAUCGGUUCGACCACCCACCCCACCGCAACUUGGACUGGACUCUGCCACGCCUCCUCAACCUGUCCACAUGCCAUUCGGUUCAGCGGCACUCAUUGAAGCAGAGCCCGAGCCAUCCUCCAACCAUUCGUCACCCGUGCGUCCAAGCAGAGCCCUGCCCUCCGGGUCACCCGUUCUACCGCUCCACCUGUUCCAACAACACCCUGCCGCGUCAUGCCCUACCUCACCUGUGCCGUCACAUUCGGCCCAGAUGCCGCUGGGAUCGCCACCGCGGCGCAUGUCACGGCCCGGCUUGCCUUGGAACCCACACUCAAACCCUCCCCCUCAGUUCCCCCUGGCUCCGGGGUCUCCCGAGCUGCGCACCGUCGCGCUGCCGACCAUGACACCCACACGCAGCCGCGAUUCGGGAGACGACGACGGACCAUUCCCACCUAGCCCAUUCCCACCCCACUUUUUCGCAGGGCCCAACGGCAACGGUUACGCGUCGGGUUUCUCUGGUUUCUCCGGGUACGCCUCCGGCCGUCUCUCUAGCGACUCGCAGGACCGCUCCGACUCGCACGAGAGUGGCGGUGGUCUCAGCUUUGACAGUGGCGAUGAACAUCAGAGCGAUGGCAGGCGGAUCAGUGUGUCGCCGCCCAAAUCACCUCCAAAGGUCCCGAGGGCCGAGCGCGACCGACUCAGCGGGAGCACUCUUGCCGUUGGGCCGGACGAGAUGCCCAAGGAUGAAGUAGUCGACGACGUGGACCUGUUCUCUGACGAGGAAAAGGCCAAGGUCGACCGCAAGAUUGCCGACUUGGAAAUCUCCAAUGCCUCGCUGCUCGCCAUCAACCGCACGCUCGAGGCGACAAAGGCCAAACAGCGCUCCGAAAUCGUAAAGCUCCGCCGCAUGUUGCGUGAAACCAACACACUGGGCCCUACCACCUCUCUCGUCCGUGCAUCCGCCUCUGCUGCUGCCAGUAGCCACCAUACGCGUGCGGCGACUAUCCCGCAGUCUCCCCUGGCCCGCGUCACGAGCGACGAUGACGCUGGCGCAGACGACGGGCCCUCGGGGGUUUGGGGCGAUGACGAGAUGGACGACCCGGAGCUCGAGGCGCGCUGGGAGCGCCUGACCGACCUCGUGGGUGCGAUGCGCCGCCAGGGCGAGCGCGCGGUUGAGCGUACGAAAGAGGACGCAAAGCCGGGCGUGCAGCGCGUCCUGGGCUGGCUCGAGGUGGAGGCGCUGGGUGGCGAGGCCGGCAGCAGCGUCACUGGCUCGCAGAGCAACUUGAACCUCGUGUCUGCGGCCGGCAGCGAGAUGGGCGAUACACCCGGGGAGAGCGUUGUGGCUGAGCAGCCGAGCAGCCAGUAG
Apiotrichum porosum is the source of this 2154-nucleotide messenger RNA. RefSeq lists its product as uncharacterized. The transcript has a single exon. The record is from RefSeq and is a predicted model, not a curated record. NCBI's taxonomy places the organism in Eukaryota, Fungi, Basidiomycota, Tremellomycetes, Trichosporonales, Trichosporonaceae. The coding region runs from base 1 to 2154 and encodes 717 amino acids.